Molecule: messenger RNA, 7497 nt
Organism: Lymnaea stagnalis (great pond snail)
Lineage: Eukaryota; Metazoa; Mollusca; Gastropoda; Lymnaeidae
Source: the annotation of a GenBank genome assembly
GUUUGGUUGUUGUUGGAGAUUUCAGGCAAAGUAAACAAACUCACAAAGGCAGGUCGGAUUUUAUUAUCUCCCUUAUAUGAUAUGUCGUCUGCCUGAACAAACACUUUUUAAAACAAAGUGACUUUCUCUUCCGUCCGAGUUCAAGUACAUGUACCGGGUAUUCCAAGUGUACUAUUAACAAUCUGCCAUGGGUAUCCAUAACACCAGUCAUUACACCAGUAAGUUGUAAUCGUAUCUAUUAUCAUCUUUGACAAAUCAGUUACUUGGUCCAAUGUGUGUGGCAGUGGUUUCCAAACAGUUCCUUCAUUGUGAAUGACUGGUUUCCAAACGGCUCCUUCGUUGUGAAUGACCGUGGUUUCCAAACAGUUCCUUCAUUCUGAAUGACCGUGGUUUCCAAACAGUUCCUUCAUCCUGAAUGACAGUGAUUUCCAAACAGUUCCUUCAUUGUGAAUGACUGUGAUUUCCAAACAAUGUUUUGGCGCCACUAUAAAUCACGAAUGAAUAAUUUUGGUUUUAAAAAUCGUGAUGACAUUCUACUUCAUAAAAUGAUGUAGGCGAAUAUGUAACCAAUAUUCACCCUAUAAAUGUAUUAUUUUUAAUUUGUAAUCAUUGAAAUUAUACUCUUCAUUUCCCAACACUUUUUUAAUUCACAUUUUAAGAUAAUUAUAAGUGUAAGGCUCAAAUGGAGCAGCUGCCUUUGAAUGGACAUGAAUGAGUUAUUAACAAUAUGGGAUUAAAUUAUACUCUUCAUUUCCCAACCCACCCUUGUAAGUGACACCCCCCCCCCCCAAACAAACCCUUGCCCCAGUUUGGAACAUACCUAACACAUCUUUAGAGCUUAUACUUUGCGAUAAUAGUUUUGAAUCAAACAUUUACUUUUUGUUAAAUUAUAAAAACAAUCCUGUUAGGGUUAUACUGAUACUUGACCUUCCACUUGGUGUGCUGCAUAUUGUAAUGAAAGAUGCUAAACUGAUUAGGGUCAAUUAUUGUUAGGCCAUUAAAAACAUGUAAGAACCACUUUAGUGUUCAAUAAAUGAAAUAAACUGAAUUGCUUAUAUGUCAUUAUGUGUAUAAAAGUUCAAUAAUUUUAUGAAUGUGACAUUUUUUGGUGUCCAUUGAUAAGGCUUAUUACAGACUUCUUGGUGUCCAUUGGUAUAGCUAGGCAGACUUUUUGGUGACCGUUGGAAUAGCUAGACGGACUGUUUGGUGUCCAUUGGAAUAGCUAGACAGACUGUUUGGUGUCCAUUGGAAUAGCAAGACAGACUUCUUUAUGUAAAUUGGUACAGUUAGAUAGACUUCUUAUUGUCCACAGAUAUAGCUAGACAGACUUCAUAGUGUCCACGGAUAUAGCUAGACAGACUUCUUAGUGUCCAUUGGCAUAGUUAGACAUAUUUCUUAGUGUCCAAAGAUAUAAUUAGACAGACUCUUAGUGUCCAAAGAUAUAAUUAGACAGACUCUUAGUGUCCACUGGCAUAGGUAGACACAUUUCUUAGUGUCCAAAGAUAUAAUUAGACAGACUCUUAGUGUCCAUUGGCAUAGGUAGACAUAUUUCUUAGUGUCCAAAGAUGUAAUUAGACAGACUCUUAGUGUCCACUGGCAUAGGUAGACAUAUUUCUUAGUGUCCAAAGAUGUAAUUAGACAGACUCUUAUUGUCCACUGGCAUAGGUAGACAUAUUUCUUAGUGUCCAAAGAUGUAAUUAGACAGACUCUUAGUGUCCAUUGGCAUAGGUAGACAUAUUUCUUAGUGUCCAAAGAUAUAAUUAGACAGACUUUUAGUGUCCACUGGCAUAGGUAGACAUAUUUCUUAGUGUCCACUUAUAUAGCUGAAUACUGUUGUUUUCUGGCCAGGGGUAUUUUAGACGUCAUUUCCUACAAAUCAACAUAAUUUUAAACGGGGUUAUUUUUCUGUGUGCUCAUAGUUGUCUGACUGACCCUUAAGUCCCCCUUCACUCAGAUGGAAGAUAAGGGGAUUGCCUCCCUUCUGAGGGGAGGGGGACUUAAGGGUCAGUUAGUAAGUUUUAAUAUGUCGGGGGGGGGGGGGGUUUUUAACCCGGAAGAAUUUUAGUGGUUCCACUGUGUAUUAAAAAUAUGUGCUGCAUAACUUUUCCUCACUCCAAAAAAAAAAAAAAAAACGGAGACAUUUUACUACUUGAAGCCAUGUAAAAUUCUUUCAGUUCUUAAGUCAUGUGAUCUAAGGCUUGGUGAUAGAUGAUGAAGUACAGUUUGUCAGUUUGUACAUGAUAAUAUGAAGUAAGAACAUAUUGAAACUCCUUUAUCAAGGUUGGCUAUAUUGUUUGGCUUUGAUCAUAAGAAAUGUUUUCCUUGUCAUGAUCAGUGUCUUUAAACUAAAACAAAAGUUACAAAAUCUUCAAAAACGUUGACUAAUUCCAUCACAUCAACAAAAUAAAACAUUUGAAGAAAUUUGGUAGAUUAUUUUUUUAUAUCGGCACUUGAGACACAAUGAUUUGUCAGGGAAAGGUUUCAGAUAUUCCUUUGGAGGAAGUUUGCUGUUAUUUCAUGACCUUACUCUCAAGGCCAAACACAGACAAGGUCUCCCCCCCUCCCCCCCACUCCCCCCCCACUCCCCUCAAACUAUUUGUUUCAGCUAAACAAGAAAAAAGCAGACCAGGUUCUGUGGCGCAUUUCCCCUACAAUUGAUUUUCUGAUCAAUAUUCCAGUGAGAUUUUAAUGAGGUCUAAGCUGUAAACCUAUAUUGUAUUUUUUAAUUGGAAUGGUUCAUGUUUUGUCAAAAGUUGAAAAUUACAUCCAUGAAUGUUUCAAAAUAUGUAGAUAUUGACUUGGAUAUUUUCUUCAUCUGGCUAGCCUUAAAAAUUAUUAUUUUGCAAUAAGGGUAAAUUAAAAUUAAAAUGUAUCACCUUUUUUAUUAUUAAUUUCUGUUCUAAUAAUAUCCACAUAUGACUAAUUUAUUUUUUAGUAAUAUUAAUAUGCACCAAAAUUAUUUGUUUUGACAAAGUAUUUAUUAUAAAAUGUAGAUCAGAGAUUAAAGGCAUAAUUUAUAUGAGCAAAUUUUAGGCAGUCUCAGAAAUAAACUCAAAAUUUAUAAUAAUGGAUAAAUAUUUCAGCCCAUUAGGAUUAUCAACAGCCUCACCUCCAGCUUGUUAUCUGAAGGAAACCUUGAAACAUGCCCCCCCCCCCCUUUUAGUUAAGAGACAUUUUGAUUCACAUUUUUUCAUUCCCUCUUUUUGGAGUUGUUGUAAGACUUCAGUUGAAAUGCGCCAUAAAAGCCUUUAAACUUUGGGUUGUCAGACGGGCAGUUGCAAGAGGCACUCACACAUAUUUCAAAGUAAAAAAAUAAACAUAAUGGAAAAUUUUCUUAAAUUUUUUUAAAUGAAUUUGGGGUGUUUGAGGGAUUUAGUACUUUCAUGGUGGAAGGUGCUCGCUGAUUAGGGUGAUCAGCACUGUAGCUGUCUGCGGUACGCCCAUUUUCUGUGUUUCUGUUGGUUCACCUCACGGUGUAACAUUAGUUUAUUAACCCUUCAUCGCCCUCAUUGGAAGCGUGUGUGUGUGACCCAGUUGUUUACAUUUUAUAUGUAUUGUAGCGCAAGCUUCUACCUUUUUUUAAAUAAACAAAACAUGUAAACAUGUAUAAACUGUCCAUGUAAUUAUAACCCAUGAGUAUUUUCAACUAUGCACACAAGAUAAAUCUUGUGGUUAACACACUUGAUAUAGACUCUGGUGGUUAACACACUUGAUAUAGACUCUGGUGGUUAACACACUUGAUAUAGACUCUGGUGGUUAACACACUUGAUAUAGACUCUGGUGGUUAACACACUUGAUAUAGACUCUGGUGGUUAAAACACUUGAUAUAGACGUCUAUAGUAUGCACUUAGUGGAAUAUUGUGGUGAUGGGGAGAAAGAUGAAAGCUGUUUUACUGACUGGAUUCAUUCAAUUCUAAAUGAUAAUUUUUAAAAUGUGAAUUUUACAAAAAUGGUGUUACGGUCUGAUGUUUGGGCAGUUGGGGCCUCCUUGUUUGUUCUCAGCACACUCCUGCAACCUUGGAUGUUGGUUAAGGGCAGGCUUAUUUCACUGUUGUGUUGGUGCUGGUUGUGUGGACAUGAGGAUGACCUUCAAAUAUCUUCUUUCCUCCCAGCCAUUUGUUUGUUUACUAGGCUGGACCAGGAGAUCGCCACCACCAAAAAAAUCAGCUGGCCUUCAGGAGCGAUGUUAACAUUUGGACGUUGUAUAUUUAGAAAGUUGACAGAUCUGUGUCCUCUCAGGGGCUUGGCGGGCAUAAAGCCUCUGUGCCAUUAACAGUUUUAACUUUGCUAAUGAAAUCCUUGGUCAACAUUUUGCUUGCCUUAAAGUGAAAAAAACCCAAAAUGAAGCAUGGUGUGACGCAGGGGGGCAAUAGAAAACUGAAGUUUCCAAUCCAGUCUACUUCAUUGUUCAGUUGUGCUUUGGAGUAGCAAGUCUUGUAGUUUGUGCUGUGAUUAAGUUUUAUAUUUGGAAGGAAGGGACUUGUUCGAAAAUGUUUCCAGAUUAUAAUUAUGAGGUUUGUGUCAAAUCUGAGUUGUAAAUUAAGUGACGAGGGAGCCUUUUAAGCCUAUUUAAUUCACCUUGUUAAAAUUAUUUGUAUUUUGUAUGUAAAAAAAGUUGUUAUGCUAUUUACUAUGAUUUCUAUUCAACUCAAUUUUGAGUUGUGUAUGAUUACCAUAAAUGAAAUCAGUUAGCAUGAGGUUUGAAUUGAGCAAUUGUUUCUCGUCUUGAUUACAAGAAUUUUUUUGGUGCAUUCAGUUUUGAUAGGUUUUAGUUUUAAAUAUUCAAAAAAAGUAUUCAUAUUAUAGGAUCUAGUUGUAAAUAUUCAACAAAGUAGUCAUCAGAAUCAUGAGAAGAGAAAUUUUUUGAAAUAAAUCUGCUGUUCUUGUUAUUCUGAAAAGGAACUAAACCUCAGUGCUCCCAUAUUUAAUUAAAACCAAGGAUAAUCAGCAAAUUAAAACCGUAGCUAAGAAUCAAUUUUAAUUAUUUUUUUGUUAAUACGUUGACAACACUUAUGGUAAUAUGAUUUUAAAAAUAGUGCAGCUAGUGACUACUUUUUAUGAGUUCAUAAACCCCAACCAGUCCUUUGACCACAUAGUUUUUAGCCCAUUGCAUAGAAGAUAAAAAUUUAAAAAAAUGAUUCUUAAAAAAUUUGGCCCUAAAUUAUCAAAUGCUCACUACCAUUUAAAGAAUCUAAGAUUAAUUGGUCCUUCUUUCUAUUGUCCAUCAGUCUAAUGAUGCAUCUUUCUAUAAUUAAUUUGAUUUUAUCCUUUAUUUGAACUUCCCAAAUAAUUUUUUUUUAAAAAUUACUCUGUGUCUAAAAAUAUAUAAUGCAGACCUAAUAGUAAUAAGUGUAACUACAAUUGUUAAGUUUUGUUAUUGUUGUUCACAGAUGACAGCUGCUGUUUCCCCAUACACACCUGGACAGAGGUAUAACUUGAGCAUGGACGUUGGGCCGGAGGAGGCCUCACAUCCGUCCACGGCAGGACUAUUCCAAGAUUUAAAGCUGAAGAGGAAAAGAGUGAGAGACAUUUUAAAUGAAUCAGAUGCCAUCUUACCUGGUCAGCUGGUGUUCACAAAACUACCAGAGUGUGACCAGCAGAGUAAUCUAAGUCCAGGAAGUGCUGACAGCGCAUAUGUAUCAGACAGGACUUCUGACUUGGAUUCAGGUCCACCCAUGAAGAAAUCACGCCAAGCUGUUAAUGAAGAGGAAGAGGAAACCAGGGAAAAGUACAUUAAGGCAGAUGUCCAUAGUGCCAUAGGGUCACCACAGCAACCUUCUCCUGCAGCUGUGGUAUCUUUGUCCAAAUGCUCAUCAUCGCUGUCAACAUCUUUGACAAUAACAUCCUCACCGUCCUCUUCAAUAACUUCAGUAUCACAAUCUAAUAACCAGGACCUAAAAUCUGUCACAUCCGUCUCCACCCCACCUCACUCUUGUAAAUCGGGGUCACCUACGUCCAACCCAAUGAUUCUCAGCUGCCCACAAGGCUACCUCAUGCAGCUGGCCGGUGGAUUCACUGCCCAUCCCAACGGGGGCAUGAAGCUGAUUCCCAUGAUGGCUAUUUCUACGGCAGGAGUCUUUCAAUCCGUUUCCACACCUAUGUUCAUAACGACAACUGCCAAUGGGUACUUUGUUUCAGGGACAAGCAAUUCACCAUUUACCUGCAGUCCUUCGUUGAUAACCUACCCGACUCUUGAUGGGCCCAAAACCGUCAAUGCUGAAGAUGUUCUUAAAUUGGACAAGCCCCAGAUAGCAAUCCCCAACGGCUCUGGCUACACAACGUUAAACAUGCCCAGCCCAAAGUUCAAGCACCCCAAAAAGGAGGAGAGCCGGUUAGAGAAAGACACCGAGUUUAUUUCUCACUACACCAACGGAGCUUUUGUGUAUCGUGGGCAUUUAGCGGAGAAUCCCCACAACUUGAAAUCCCGUGACGGCACUUCGUUUGCAGAAAAUGUCAAAUGCGAAGAUUCUGAUGGUGAGGAACCGCUAGUUUGUGCAAUUUGCAAUGACAGGGCCACUGGUCUACACUAUGGCAUUAUCACAUGUGAAGGGUGAGCUUAUUUCAGCUGUUUAAAUUUAAAUGGAUUUUAAAUGUUUAUCCUAUAACAUGUCACUGCAUUCAUAUAAAAUGUCCUGGUUGAACAUUUAAAAAGAAAAAAAGAAUUAUUAUUUAUCCAUAUCUUUGUGAGAAUUUUUGCAGAUGUGAUAAUGUUUUAGCUAAAUAUAUAUAAUGCUUCUAAUAUAAUGCAUUAGUCCAAGUACUUGAGGAUUCAAUUUGUAUCAUGUAAUUUUCACUCUGUGCAGAGGUAUUUUAAUUGUGUGCCCUGUUAUAUUUGGCUCUCCCCAUUUAUUUCAAGUAAAUCAAGUUCCACAUGGGAAGAUAGAGAUAAUUUCUUUUUUGGAAUAGGUAAAAAUUGUAGGGAACAUUCUAUUGCUUUUUAAAAAAAAAUCCUUUCAUAAAUUCCAUAUCCUCUCCUAUCUGGCAUUGAACUGUCACUUUACAAGGCUUUAAACGUCACAGCAGUGAACAAUGCUUAACAUCAUGUAAAAAAAAAAUGCAGACAUUUCUCCUUGAAGUUUGUUAUUGAUCUUUUUAGCUGGGGUGGGGGGUGGACUAGAUCACGCCAAGCUCAGAAAAAAGAAUUUGAAAAGAUAAUAUCAUGAAUUGUUUCACAAGGAAUAAAAAAAUUACCAAAUGGGUUUGCAAAUUAUUGGUUAAAAUAAAGAGUCAUGUACUACUUCUCUUGUUUGGCCCUGGCAUCAGUCAUCAAACAACUGAAUUGAGCGAGCCAGCCUUGCACAAUUUGCUGCUUAGCCUCUUCAGCUACGAUAAACUUAUAAAAAAACAACUUCUUUUCUGCAGGUGUAAGGGAUUUUUUAAGAGGACCGUCCAGAACAAGAGAGUCUACACCUGUGUUGCAGAGGGCAACUGUGAAAUCAACAAGGCCCAGCGUAACCGGUGCCAAUACUGCAGAUUCAAAAAGUGCCUCAAAAUGGG